Molecule: messenger RNA, 1798 nt
Organism: Eremomyces bilateralis CBS 781.70
Lineage: Eukaryota; Fungi; Ascomycota; Dothideomycetes; Eremomycetales; Eremomycetaceae
Product: glycerol kinase
Exons: 3
Coding region: 1-1551 (516 amino acids)
Biological process (GO): glycerol metabolic process; glycerol-3-phosphate biosynthetic process; triglyceride metabolic process
Cellular component (GO): mitochondrion
Molecular function (GO): glycerol kinase activity
Source: RefSeq, a predicted model, not a curated record
AUGACAUCCGAGAAGACGUUUAUCGGUGCCAUAGAUCACGGCACCUCCAGCACGAGGUUUAUCGUCUUCGAUCUACUAGGCCAUCCGGUUGCGAGACAUCAGCAAGAGUUCAAGCAAAUCCAUCCCAAGUCAGGAUGGCAUGAGCACGACCCCGACGUUCUUAUCUCGUCCGUCGUCGACUGCAUUGACAAGGCCGUCGAGAAGUUCGCCCAGCAAGGCCACGACGUGUCGGACAUCAAAUGCGUCGGUCUUACCAACCAGCGUGAGACGAUGCUGGUCUGGGACCGGGAGACCGGCGAGGCGUUGCAUAAUGCGAUCGCAUGGCCCGAUACUCGAACCACCUCGAUCGUCCGCGAACUAAAGGCGAAAGACGGCGCGGACGACCUCCGGUCCGUGUGCGGAUUGCCACUGUCGACAUAUCCGUCAUCCCUGAAGCUGCUGUGGCUGCUUCGAAACGUGGAGGCGGUUCGAAAUGCCUACGAUGCCGGACGCCUGAUGUUCGGGACGGUCGAUACGUGGCUGCUGUACCGACUCACCGGCGGAAAGGACGGCGGCGUGUUCGUGACCGACGCCACGAACGCGUCACGGACGAUGUUCAUGAACCUGAAGACCCUGCAGUACGAGGAGAAGCACCUCCAGUUCUUCGGUCUGGAUCGGUCCAAGAUCCACCUUCCGUCCAUUGUGCCGUCGUCUUCCGCGACGGACUACGGGAAGUUGGGCGUCAGUCGAUUGAAGGGGACUCCGAUCACCGGAUGUCUGGGAGACCAAUCUGCUGCGUUGGUCGGCCAAUUGGGCUUCUCGCCCGGAUCGGCGAAGAACACGUACGGAACCGGAUGUUUCCUGCUCUACAACGUCGGCAACGAGCCGGUGAUCUCCAAGCACGGUCUCCUAGCAACCGUUGCCUACGACUUCGGACGCCCACUGAAGCCAGUGUACGCGCUCGAGGGCAGCGUCGCGGUGGCCGGCAGCGGCAUCACCUUCCUAAUGCAAAACCUCGGCUUCGCCACGCAAUCCGACGACAUCAAUGCGCUGGCGGAAUCCGUCGACGACAACGGCGGGUGCGUCUUCGUCACCGCGUUUAGCGGCCUCUUCGCGCCCUACUGGAUCGACGAUGCCAAAGGUACCAUCUUCGGCAUCACCCAGCAUACACAGAAGGGCCACAUCGUGCGCGCCACGUUCGAGGCCGCCUGCUUCCAGACGAAGGCAAUCCUGGACGCCAUGGAGAAGGACAGCGGCCAGUCGCUCGCCAAGCUGGCAGUGGACGGCGGGAUGAGCAAUUCCGAAAUCUGCAUGCAGACCCAAGCCGACCUGAUUGGAAUCCCCGUCGACCGACCCGCGAUGCGAGAAACGACCAGUCUCGGCGCUGCCAUCGCCGCGGGGUUCGGCGUGGGCCUCUGGCAAAAUCUCGACGAACUGAUGGCGAUGAGUCGCCGGGAUCGAACACAUUUCGAGCCGGUGCUGUCGAAGGAGGCGAGCGCGAAGAUGUUCACGCGCUGGGAGCGGGCGGUGGAGAUGUGUCGGGGUUGGCUGGAUACCACGGAGCAACAAUGACCUCCGCACGGAACCCAGGGCCGCUCCUCACUGGAGCAUGAUGAUUUUUUGCUCGCGUUUUUUCAAAUUCAUUGCGCUGUUAAUUAACCAGUAUUGCGCGGCGUUUCGUUCGCAUGUCUCUUGAUCGCAACUUGCAAGCCAGCUAUGAGCCCUGCGUUGCUUACAAUCGUAUAGACCUAUUCUUUAGUAUAAUGUACGUAUAUCGAGCGAGCGACGAUGCUUCCAAAUCAUUCCGAUCCUUACGACG